CUAGCAAGACCCUAUAAAUACUAAACCCUUAACUCCAUUUUUCUUGUCUCAAUUUUUCAACCAUCACAUAUUGCCGCUCCCCCCUCACACUCGCUCCUCUUUAUCACGCGUUUCAAUUUCAAUUUCAAUUUCAAUUUCAAUUUCAAUGGAGUUCUGGGGUGUUGAGGUUAAGCCAGGGGAUUGCGUUAAAAUAGAGGAGUUGGAAGUAGCUAAUGCCUACAUCCACAUCUCUCAGGUUGCGCUGGGAGAGGCCUCAAAGAAUGAGAAAUCUAAGGAACCUGUGGUUGUCUACCUCAAAGUUGGAGUGCAAAAGCUUGUUUUGGGAACUUUGAACAGGGAGGAAAUCCCCCAAAUACCCUUGGAUUUGGUUCUCGACCAAGGGGCUGAGCUUUCCCACACUUGCAAGAGUGCCAGUGUCUAUUUCUGUGGAUAUAGGGCUGAUCGUGAUGAGGACGUACCUGGUGAUCUUGGUUCUGAUGACUAUUCAGAGAGUGAUGAGGAAGAGGCUGCAUUGAAUCUCAAAGAUAAUGGAAAAGUUGAAACCAAGUCUGAAAAGGUAAAGAUUGCUGAACCAAAAAAGGAUGUGAGUGGUGCCCCAGCAAAGAAAGUCAAUGUUGCUGUUCCAAAGAAAGAUGAAGAGGACGAGGACUCUGAUGAUGACGACGACGACGAUGAUGAUGAGUCUGAUGAUGAGGAUGAAUCUGGAAGUGAGAUGGAUGCUGAUAGUGAUGAGGACGGGAGUGAUGAAGAUGAAGAGACACCUGUGAAGAAGGUCGACCAGGGCAAGAAGAGACCAAAUGUGUCUGCAACAAAAACUCCAGUUCCUGCUGCUAAGAAAGCUAAGAAUGUAACUCCUGAAAAGUCUGGUGGCAAGAAAAUUGCACAUGCACCAACCCCUCACCCCGUGAAGAAAGGUGGAAAUCCAAACAGUGCAGGGAAGUUCCAGUCACCUAAAACUGGUUCACAGCAGCAGAAAAAGGGUGGAAAGAAGGGUGGUCGUUGAUCAUGAAGUUUCUAAUAUGUACUAAUUUUUGCUUUUAUUGCAUUGGAAUAUCGUAAUCGGUGUAAUGGUUAUAAGGUGAACGCUUGGAUAGGAUGUUUACUAAAUUUUGUUUGCUAGAGGCUACUAGUUCGAUGAGUUGAGUUCUCAGAAAUUUUGUUGGACAACUAUUUUGUUUUAGUUGAGUUAAAAUAUAUUAAUUAUCUUUAUUAUUCAAA
Molecule: messenger RNA, 1218 nt
Organism: Arachis duranensis
Lineage: Eukaryota; Viridiplantae; Streptophyta; Magnoliopsida; Fabales; Fabaceae
Product: histone deacetylase HDT1
Exons: 9
Coding region: 146-1003 (285 amino acids)
Source: RefSeq, a predicted model, not a curated record